AUGGAUACUACUGUCGGUCCCGAAGGUCUGGUAACAUCACUCGGUCUAGAUCAUGUAUUUGUUGUGCGAGAGGAAAGGCGCGUUGCGACAAGAGGCGGCCCCAAUGCUCGAGAGACCACGCUCAGGAAUACGAGGCCAAGGACUCAGCACAAUGAUGAUGUGCCGGCCGAACGGUGGAAGAAAAUGCCCUCUUUGGUGGCCAACUCUCCUGGUGGCGGAAAUCGUCAAGAAGCAAGCAAAGAUGGUGAUAUGAUUCUCGACAGUGCGCUUGUCAUAUCAGAAUCAGAGUUCCCAAGCAUUCCAGGUGAUUAUCUGGAUUGGGGUGCCCCAGAGAUUGACUUCGACGACUUUUUGAAUGCAGAGACGAGCGACGAAACCGUUCAACACCCUUCAUCGAGGUCAUCAUUUAUAGUUCGUCACUCUACUACCCCAACUCGUCAACUUUUUCAAGUACAGCAAGCCAGCUCUUCUCUCAACGCAUCGAUACCAAGAUCACCAACUUUCGCUGUCCGAUCACUUAUCCAACGACCCAAAAUGACGACCGGGACGCAAAGAAUCGGCAACCUCAUACUUCACACCCUGAAAUCUUAUCCCCUAAUGAUGCUGCGCCACAACAUCCUUCCGCCCUUCAUCCAUCCGCGUAUAACAUCUUCCGAUAGUGAGGAUAACUACAUGGAGCCCCUCACCAACUGCAUCAGUUUGGUGCAUAUGAUCAGUAGCGGGGUCCAAGGGAGUCGAAAGUUGUUCUGGAAAAAUGUGCGGCUAGAGUGUGAACGUUUACAUGAAGAGCAUCUAACGUUGAAUAAAUGGGGACUGCUUGCGGCCAUGCAAGCCCUCUCAAUUUACAUUCUCAUCAGGUUAGAUGAAGGCGAGACGGACCAUAACAACUUUGAUUUUCUGUUACUCGCGACGGUGGCUGUUAUCGCCAAACAACUCUCCAACAUCAUUUCAUGCAAUACGCGGUCUGCAAUAUGCAACUACGGUCUUGGCGUAAGCUGGAAAGAUUGGAUCUACGAGGAAUCGAGACGAAGAUUAGCAGUGGUCUAUAGAGUCGUGAAUAUGUUAGUCUACUUCGAGCCAGCGGCGAUGUGCCAUCUGCAAGAGGAUCUUGUCCUCGCACCGCUGCCGGCGAAGAAACAGCUAUGGGAAGCAGGGGAUGAGUUCCGGUGGAAGUCGGAAAGCGAGAGGGACCCUGGGGUUCAGACUGCCUUUGGAUUGGCUGCAAACGGUGAGCUUGUUAAGUUAGAUGAAGGCCAGGUAUAUUGUAGUGACGCAAUACUGCUCCAUAGGCCUUUGGACGCCAGUACUCCGUCAAGGGGCAUUGCGAAUUGGGAGGAGUGGUGUUCGGGCAUGGACGGGUUCGGUGGGCUUGUUAUGCUUGCUGCUUCUUUAAUAGGGUAGUAUGUCUCAAAUAUGAAACCAGU
Molecule: messenger RNA, 1424 nt
Organism: Mytilinidion resinicola
Lineage: Eukaryota; Fungi; Ascomycota; Dothideomycetes; Mytilinidiales; Mytilinidiaceae
Exons: 5
Coding region: 1-1401 (466 amino acids)
Source: RefSeq, a predicted model, not a curated record